Nezara viridula (southern green stink bug) is the source of this 315-nucleotide messenger RNA. The record is from the annotation of a GenBank genome assembly. Lineage: Eukaryota; Metazoa; Arthropoda; Insecta; Hemiptera; Pentatomidae.
AUGGGAACCUCCACAGUGGCCCGGCCGAUGACUCGUUUCUCCCCUGCUCUGUCUUGUCGUGCUAUAUCCUACUUCCAUCUCUUCUCUUCAGGCAUUCUCGAUUCCACCCUCAGACCCCCUGGAAGCCUAUGGUCUUUGAGUCCAAGUAAACCAGAAGGUUCGUCUCCGAAGCUGACCCGGUUAUUGACCUCGCCGGGUGGGCCUGAUGGAGCACAACAGGCAAUUAAAACAUGUUUCGAAGAGCUAGGCUCUGCUUGUGUUUAUGUGGAGGGUAUUUUCUUCUACCUUUGGUUUAUUCCCAUCCCUAACGGAUGA